This is a messenger RNA of Perognathus longimembris pacificus (Pacific pocket mouse), 1044 nucleotides long. RefSeq names its product interleukin 1 receptor associated kinase 1 binding protein 1 (gene Irak1bp1). The transcript has 4 exons. The record is from RefSeq and is a predicted model, not a curated record. The coding region runs from base 126 to 905 and encodes 259 amino acids. NCBI's taxonomy places the organism in Eukaryota, Metazoa, Chordata, Mammalia, Rodentia, Heteromyidae. Gene Ontology annotation, biological process: canonical NF-kappaB signal transduction; immune response.
GGGGCCUUCAGCACCGUCCCGGCGUCCCUCGCGCCCCGCACUCCCAUUCCAGUUCCCGGCAGCACCGUGGGCCUCCGGAGCCACCAUCGGCCCGCAGUUGCUAUGGAAACCCGGCUGCCGUAGCUAUGUCGCUACCACGGGCUCCUCCGUCUCGGGUGUUCGUGCAGCUGGUUCCCUGGGCUGACCGGGAACACAACGAAGGCUCCGGGGGAGAAGUGCUGCCCAAUGUCCGGCAGCCGGUCUCCACACAAGAGCAAGCCGUGACCCGGGAGGUGCACGUCAGCGGCACCGCCGAGGUGUCGGCCGGCCCCAACCGGGCGCAGGUAUCGGUGCGCAUGCGCAGCACCAAAGAGGCCGCGGCUGAGGCCAAGAAGAGUGUGGGGCGCCGCCUGGACUACGUCACGCAGAGCCUGCGGCGGCAGGGGAUACAGGCAGAGAAUAUCACCGUCACGAAGGAUUUUACCAGAGUGGAAAACGCCUAUCACCUGGAAGCAGAGGUCUGUAUUACAUUUGCCGAAUUUGAGAAAAUGCAAACGAUUUGUAACCUCCUUGUGGAGAAGCUGGACAGCUCCGUUGUGAUUGGACCACCACAGUUCUAUCACGCCCCGGGUGCUGCUGAGAACCUGCGACGGCAAGCCUGCCUGGUCGCUGUCGAGAAUGCAUGGCGCAAAGCCCAAGAAGUCUGUCAUCUCGUGGGCCAGACCCUAGGGAAACCUUUACUGAUCAGAGAGGAAGAAACGAAAGAAUGGGAAGGACAAAUGGAGGAGCAUUCAUCGUCUGGAUCCUUAAGUUCCCUGACUGUGCAACAGAAAAUAAAAAGUGCCACACUAUAUGCUGCUUCCAAAGUCUUCGUGACCUUUGAGGUGAAGGGGAAAGAGAAGAGAAAGAAGCACCUCCGAAAUUAAAAUACCGUAUACCUUUUUAUCUAUUUUUAUACUUUUAUAAUAUUUCUUUUUGUUGUGAACAUGUGUAUUGAAUAGUAAGCUUUUUUCCUCUGAAAAAUCUGCCACUUCUUAAAUAUAGUCUCGCAGAACACACUUUCGG